Molecule: messenger RNA, 570 nt
Organism: Salvia miltiorrhiza (redroot sage)
Lineage: Eukaryota; Viridiplantae; Streptophyta; Magnoliopsida; Lamiales; Lamiaceae
Product: homoserine kinase-like
Exons: 2
Coding region: 1-570 (189 amino acids)
Source: RefSeq, a predicted model, not a curated record
AUGGGAAUGCAGAAAUCGCCAGCUCAAACGAAGACCCAGCCUGACGCCUCCACGCCGAGCUCCAGCAAGCACCAGCCGCAGGGCCAGAAAAGCUCUAGUGCCGGCUUCUCCUGCUCUUUCGGCGUCUGUUUUCCACGCUCCUCCGCGCAGGUCUCAGGCUACCACGCCGACAACGUGGCACCCUCGAUUUUGGGCGGAUUCGUCUUGAUCCGCAGCUACGAGCCCUUGGAGCUGAUGCAGCUGAAAUUCCCCCAAGAGAAGAGUCUGUAUUUCGUGCUGGUGAAUCCGGAAUUCGAAGCCCCAACGAAGAAGAUGAGGGCGGCGCUGCCGCCGGAGGUUUCCAUAUCGAACCACGUGUGGAACUGCAGCCAGGCGGGGGCUCUGGUGGCGUCGGUGCUGCAAGGUGACCUAAUUGGAUUGGGGAAGGCGCUGUCGUCGGAUAAGAUUGUGGAGCCGAGGCGGGCGCCGCUGAUUCCGGGGAUGGAUGCGGUGAAGAAGGCAGCAAUCGAGUCAGGGGGUGCCAGGUCUCAGGCUACCACGCCCAAAAUCGAGGGUGCCACAACAAAUUAA